AUGGAGAACUUGAUUCUGGUACUUGGGCAUAUCAUGCACAAUAAGCUCUCUCAGUUUACCUUGGCUUCUUUAUUGAUUUUGUCAACAUCAAUUCCACUAGAAGCUAUCAGUAACCAAAAAGAGAGUGGAAAUCUCACUAUGACAUUUCCGAACGUUUUUGAAUUCGGCAGUACUGGAAAAGGAGGAAUUGAAUUUUAUCGUGGUAGAACACGAGCAGCACAAGGGUACUGGUCUGACACACAAGGACGUAGCAACACUUCCCUAUGGACACCAUGCCGCUACAAGUUGAAAAUAUCAUCUCGGCACACUCGAUGGCUAACCUAUCAUUCCAUUUCAGAGAGGGACUUCCGUGGAUCUAAAAGGGGCACAGAUGUAGCGGAGCAGCAGAGAACAGAUACAUCAAAGUUUGAUUUCGGAAUUUUUAAGUACAGUCUUCAAGAUAAGCAGUUCAAUGUCUCAGGUUCUGCAAUCAUCGCACAUUUUGUAUCCUCUUGGGGAUUGUCUCUCAUUGUAGGUCUUCAAUCUUCCAGUGUUUUACUUUUGUUCGUGGUGUUCGGUAUUUAUUCUAGUGUGAAAAUCAACAGGUCGAUUAAUAUUAAAUCCAAGUUGUUCAAGAAAAAUGGAGGGCCGUUGUUAGAGCAGCUUCUUGCAACUCAUGGACCUCGAGCUGGUGGCCCAAAAGUUUUUACAGCCGAGGAGCUUGAGAUGGCUACCGAGUACAAUCAAGGACCAAGAGCAAACUCAAAUACUAAUGGAACAGCUUACAGUAAACUUCCACUAGCAAACAGUGAAAUGGAGAUGGUAUUUGUAAAAGAAAAGGUACUAGUAGAAGAGGGCCAGAUAGAGCGUUUCAUAAAUGAGAUCAUCACCCUUGCCCAAAUGAAUCAUGAAAAUGUGAUCAAGUUGUUGGGGUGCUGUUUAGAGACUGAAGAUCCCAUUUUGGUUUAUGAAUUCGCCUCCAAUGGGAGCCUUUUUUCUUACAUUCAUGAUCCGAAAAAUGGUGAAAAUUCGAUGCCCCAUUGGGAUAUCUUGAUGGAGAUAGCAGCAGAAUCUGCAGCAGGGCUUGCUUAUCUGCAUUCCUUAUCAAUCAUUCAUGGAAAUAUCAAGUCUUCCAAUAUAUUGAUGACUGAUUGUAAGGCCAAAGUUGCUGGUUUUCGACCUCCAAGGUUAAUCGCUAGUAAUGAAUCUCAGACAAGUACAUUGGUUCAAAUGACACUGGGUUAUCUGGACCCUGAAUAUCUACUCACAGGCCAAUUAACAGACAAGAGUGAUGUCUACAGUUUUGGAGUCAUUUUAGUAGAAAUUUUAACUGGGGAGAAGCCAAUAAAUUUUGAUAGACCAGAAAGUCAGAGAAUCAUAACUUCUCAUUUUCUUUUGUCCAUGGAAUUACAAAAUGGCCUUCUUCAGAUUCUUGCGCCGCAAGUUAAGGGGCAAAACAAAGAACAAGCUACAGCAGUCGCAGAGCUUGCAAAGCGAUGCCUCAAGUUGAGGAGUGCAGAAAGACCAUCAAUGGAUGAAGUGGCCAGAGAGUUAAAGACAUUGUCAGACAUAUAUAUUACAGUUCAUGGCAGUUGA
Molecule: messenger RNA, 1575 nt
Organism: Argentina anserina (silverweed cinquefoil)
Lineage: Eukaryota; Viridiplantae; Streptophyta; Magnoliopsida; Rosales; Rosaceae
Product: putative wall-associated receptor kinase-like 16
Exons: 3
Coding region: 1-1575 (524 amino acids)
Biological process (GO): protein phosphorylation; cell surface receptor signaling pathway
Cellular component (GO): plasma membrane
Molecular function (GO): protein serine/threonine kinase activity; ATP binding
Source: RefSeq, a predicted model, not a curated record